AUAAGGGUGAAUGCUGUCAUACUGCCCGGCUCUAAUGUCAUGUGUGCAUCCCAUUUCACGUUUUUCCACUGUAGCUGUGGAUGCUUUUCGAUCGGGAGCGAGCAGCUUAGGCUUGGUAAAAUAACCCAGCAGGUGAUAAAUAACACCAACUCAUUACCUGCAGGUUCCCCUCUUGCACGCCGGUACAGCAAUCCGAACAGACGACGCUGAACUUGUGACUUCUUAUUCGAAUUUUCCGGCCCACCUUAAACCAGAGCAAGACCACCCGACUUCAGCCCUGGCGACGGGGCAUGGCGGAUGGAGCAGGACUGCCCCUCUUCCAUACCCCCCCCAGCCCUCCACCUUUUGAGGGGCCGUUGUCAUGGAAACGGCACAGGCGCGUGCACUUUGACAAAGGGGGUGAUGCUGGUGACGACGGCGAUGAUGAUGAUGGUGGUGAUGAAGGGUUCGCCUGGUGGCGAGUGAAGAGCGAAAGGCUCUCGCGGGUCAUCAUUCCGGACCUGUGAGAGGGAAAAACGCACGUGAGGUUCGCCAUGGCGCCGAGAGGAGCCCCGAGGGGGUCCCAGCAGAACUUCUGAACCCUUUCUGGAGGCUCACUCACAGAGUUAGAGGAGGACGACAUGGCCAGAGUGGGCGACAGGCAGCGUGUUGGUGGUCUCCUGUCCAGAUGGUUAGUUCUGCUGAGCGUGGUGGGACUGCAGGCUGAAGCCAUGGAGACAGUGAACGUGGCAGACUUCUGUGGCCAGACGGUCCAGGCGGAUGGCAUGAUCGUCAGAUCCCACCAGGAGUCGCGCAAGUACUACUUCGUCACCAUGGGAACGGACUGCCACCUCACCAUGCGCUCCGCGACGCCCCGGGACAAGGUGCAGUUCCACUUCCGUUUCUUCCUCGUCUACAGCCUGCUGAGGGUGUCCCCCUUCAGCCCCGUGCCCCUCUCGCCCGAGUCCGCCAAGGGCCCGUCGCUUUCGGGCCCCACCCGGCAUGAGAUGCGCAUGGAGCCCACUCCGGGGGAGGGUGCAGCUGACCCCUGCCAUGCCGGCUCCUACAUCCAGUUCUACGAUGGCCGGGAUAAGACAGCGCCCCCUAUCGGCCCGCCGCUGUGUGGCAAGAGCCCGCCACGUCCUAUCCUGUCAACUGGACCUUAUCUGACUCUGCGGCUAGUGACCAGGGGGACCCAACCCCGUGUGGACUUUGUGGGGGACUUUACCUCAUUCAGGCUGGGGUUUAAUCAGUCUGAAUGCAGCGGCGCGCCCUACUUCAACUGCCGCAAUGGAAAGUGCAUCCCAGUGAGUCUGGUUUGCGAAGAUGACAAAGGAAUCGACAACUGUGGCGAUGGCACCGACCUGCAAGACUACCCAGGAUGCAUCACUCUACCAUCCUCGCCGGCGGCAGACAGCCAGCCCCCCGUAACCCCUCCUGCUCACAUACUGAGCGAUCCCACCCUCAGGGCAUCGACUGUGGAGAAGUGCGGCGGCCCGAACGCCCUCCCUGAUCUAGAGUCUGUCGCGGACUCGCAGCAGUACGUGUCUCUGGUGGUGCUGUACGUGGUUCUGGGCGUGGCGGCCGGCUCCGUGCUGCUGUGCUGGUGUUGCUGGUCGCCCGGCUGGUUCCUCUGGAGGGUGAGUGUAUGCCGUUUCCUGCCCUGCUGUAACUCCUGCUGUGCCUCCUGUCAGCUCUGCGGCCGGAGCUGCUCCCAGAACAAAGAGCACCGUCUGGCAAAGGUCACGCCCCAGGCUGCCCCCUCGCCCGUGGCCGCGCCGACCACUGUGGCCGUGUAGACUCAGAGCCAUAAAGGAGCAGAGACUGGCGGGAAACAGGCAAGGCCUCCAGGACGGACUCUAAGGCUUUUGUUUGACGAAGGAGGUCACUGAAGUGGUAAAGUAUGGAUGAUGAUUAGGGCCUGACCGAUGUGAACUGUUUGUCACGACUGCUGAUUUUAAGGAGCUAGAAAUUCUAUUAAGGUUAGUGGAUAUUAUUUUAAAUGGUCAGUGAAGCAGGUGUCAAAUGUCAAAUAUGAUUAUUGUCAAAUUUCUUAAACUCAAGUAAACAGUUGUUUUGUUGUUUGAAAUAGCAGCGCGUGUCGUUUUUCUCAUAUAGUGUCUAAAGAGACUGAUACCAAUAAAGCCAUGGAACCUUGAUGUUCUCAGCCAAACGAUGUAUCGGUCUGUCCCUAAACACGAUAAUGAUCUGCUGUAAGUGUGAAAGCGCGCUUGUAGCAUUUCGAUACUAUAUGAUAUGCCCCUCACUGUUGAAACAAAACCUUGCAUCUCCAUUUUUGUCAUUUUUAAUUUUUUUUACCAUACUUUGAAAUCGUCAGCUCUCAUAUAUAAUGUGUUUAUAUUUCAUGAUCACGCCUAGAAAAUUCUAACUCUUUGUUUUGGGGAGGUUUCCUAGCAAAAGUCUUUCAGAACCUUAACUGCCAGAGAACUUGUAGAGAGGAAAAUUACUGCUCUGUAAUGUCCUCCAGGUUCUCAAACACUAGAGGGCGCUCCCGAGCGAGUCCAAAACGAAUGGGUUCAGAUGGAGCGUUUGAGCAAAAUCCUAGUUUAUAAAUGCGUAAACAUUUUUAAUGUAAAGGAAUGCGAUCAUUUCCUGAACAGAGAACAGCAUAAAACACUUUAACACCGCUGUUAUAUUUUAAAAAGCUUUUAAACUCGAGCUAUAGGAGUUUUUAAAAGGCGCUUCAUGUACGCUCAUGACAUCAGGGAGCACAUAAAGACAUUUGGAAGGUUUAGAUACGUCUUCAGAAAAGAGGAAGAGCGGAGGAUUUGCUAGAUUGGUGGAUCCGUACAGCCUGCACAUCUCCAGAGCAGAGUUCAGAGCAUUCCAGUGUGGGAUAUUUUAUAAAAUCUAGUAAAAGUGGCUGCCAAAGCUCUUAAAUAAUAAACUCAUGCAUAAAUAUUAAGCUCAAGUCAGCUUCCCAUUCGCCGGUUUCUCAUUUGAAUGAGGCGCCUUAAAUGUAGGACAAAUUUUGAAAGUUGGUGAAUACGGAGCAUUGGAGUACCUCAAUAAAUAAUCCCUAAACAACAAACACCUCAAGCUUUCACUCGGAAAUGUUUAACUGUCACAGCGAAGCUAAUCAGUCAUUGCAGCUGCCGAUCACGUCUCACCGGCCGCGUCCCAAACCACACGCUUCUGUACUUCACCUACUACACUAAUGCGUGCACUUCUAAUAGUGUAUGUCCUGUUUUGGCACUAUUUAGUGUGCUAGUAUGCGGAUUGGCACGUGAAAAUAAUACCGCGAUGGGGAAUCGGAACUGUUCAGAUCAUAGCUGUGUCAUCACUACAACCACAAAUCAAAUAAAAUCAAGCACUCAAAUACUCUGGUUAAUGUGCUUUAAAUAUUUAAAAAACAUUCUCUCAUUGCACACGGCCACAGCAAUGCGGAAUGAACUUGAAGCUGCCGUCCAAAAAUGGUGGCAGCGUGGCUCUGACGUCAUCGGAAAACCAUCGUUACGCUGCUGCUCGCCUACUUUUCUCAUCUAAAAGACUGCCCGGCUCUCUCCGGUACAGUAGGCACCUCUUCCUCUGGGCAUCCAGUUUAAAGUCCUUCUCCUGCCCUGAAUGGUCUAGCACCCCUUCUUUUGAUGACCUCCUCCCCCCCUGUAAUCCUGCUCGUACUCUCAGGUCCUCCAACGCAGGCCUCUUGGUGGCCCCUGCCUUUGAACGCUCUACUUUUGGGGGCAGAUCUUUUAGUGUUGUGGCUUCUGAAGUAUGGAACUCUCUUCCUUUAUCUCUCUACGACCGUUCCAUCCUUGUCCUCCUUCAAAGUCCAUCUCAAAACCUUUCUGUUUUCUCAGUACUUUCAUUCUUCUUCCUUUUGUUUCUUGUCUGUUUAUGUAUUUUUUUAUGAUACCCUUGUUGAAAAGUGACCUUAGGUAUAGGCGCUUAUUAUUAUUAUUAUUAUUAUUAUUAUUGCGAAAGAGACAAUAAAAAUGCUUCAGAAUGACCUGAAUAGCAAUACAAAUGCUGCAGAAUCUUGUUCCAUUGACUUUCAUUCAAAUUUAAAAAUGUUUUUAAAGUUACCGUUUUUGGAGAUACAAGGUUUUAAUGAGAUGUUUUGUUGUUGCUUUUAUUUGAAACUUUUCAAAUAAAACUUUUAGAAAAUUCCACAGAUUUUCCUAAAUGUCUGUGUAGUUACUGAUCAGUCAGAAUUGUUCACAGUGGUGGUGAUAGGAACCAGACGUCCACCUCUCGAAGCUCCCUCACAGAAAGGUCCUACAUGAAAUGGUUGUGAAUAUAUGUAU
Pygocentrus nattereri (red-bellied piranha) is the source of this 4247-nucleotide messenger RNA. It is a transcript of the gene ldlrad2, whose product is annotated as low density lipoprotein receptor class A domain containing 2. The record is from RefSeq and is a predicted model, not a curated record. The transcript is spliced from 6 exons. Lineage: Eukaryota; Metazoa; Chordata; Actinopteri; Characiformes; Serrasalmidae. Bases 621 to 1778 code for a protein of 385 amino acids. Gene Ontology annotation, molecular function: protein binding.